Messenger RNA from Lactuca virosa, 1695 nucleotides. The record is from the annotation of a GenBank genome assembly. Lineage: Eukaryota; Viridiplantae; Streptophyta; Magnoliopsida; Asterales; Asteraceae.
UUGCACACACAAGCACGUGAGAGUUACUUGAGACAACCAUUACUCCAUAUCUAACAGCGCUGAUUCUCUGUAACAAAAUCCCUUUCUUCAUCGUCACCCAAAUCUUCCACUACCAAUUCUCCAAUUCCAUGUAAUAUUUUUCCCCAUUUUUUUCUGGGUUUUGCAAUAGAAAUUACAUGUCUGUUUGCUGUGGAGUUGAGUGUUUUUUUGCUUUAGGCUGUCUCCGAUGGGCAUGGAAGCGGUGUACUUACGUCGGCGGCGACGACAGUGCCACUUGGCCACCAGCCACUGUCGAGGAAUUCGAAUCCGUCCCACACCUAUGCCGCGUCAUCCUCGCCGUAUACGAAGAAGAUCUCCACCACCCAAAAUGCCCUCCACUUGGUGGAUACCGUUUAAACCCCGAUUACGUUGUCAAGCGUGUUACUUACCAGGAAACACUCGGCCACGCGCCUCCGCACUUGAUUUAUCUCGACCACGAUCGUCGUGAAAUCGUAUUAGCAAUUAGAGGGUUGAAUUUGAAGAAAGAGAGCGAUUACAAACUGUUACUCAAUAAUCGAUUAGGGAUGCAGAUGUUCGAUGGUGGAUAUGUGCAUCAUGGGCUGUUACAAUCGGCGAUUUGGUUGUUGAAUCAAGAGUCUGAGAAUCUGAAACGAUUGUGGAUUGAGAAUGGGUCAUGUUACAAGAUGAUAUUUGUGGGUCAUUCACUUGGGUCAGGGGUAGCGGCAUUGAUGACAGUGAUAGUGGUGAAUCAUAGGGAUAUGCUCGGCGGGAUACCAAGGGAGUUGGUGCGGUGUUAUGCUCUUGCUCCGGCGAGAUCUAUGUCGCUUAAUUUGGCCGUGAAAUACGCCGAUGUUAUCUACUCAGUUGUUUUACAGGAUGAUUUUUUACCAAGAACAGCGACACCAUUGGAAGAUAUCUUCAAGUCGAUCUUCUGUUUGCCAUGUUUAAUCUUUAUGGUUUGCUUGAGGGACACAUUCAUACCAGAAGGUAGGAAGUUAAGAGAUCCAAGAAGAUUAUACGCUCCAGGAAGAAUGUAUCACAUUGUUGAAAGAAAGUUUUGCAGAUGUGGUAGAUACCCUCCAGAGGUUAGAACUGCAAUUCCUGUUGAUGGUAGAUUUGAACAUAUUGUUUUGUCAUCACAUGCUACAUCUGAUCAUGCCAUCAUCUGGAUUCUAAGAGAAGCAGAGAAGGCUGUGCAAUUAAUGAAGGAAAACAAAAGCAGUUCAGAAAGCAUUACAACAGCACCAAAGGUACAAAAAUUCAGUAGGCUGCAAUCAAUUGAAGAAGAGCAUAAAGAUGCAUUAGAAAGAGCAGUGAGCCUCAACAUAUACCACAUGCUGUCAAGACCACUGAUGACAUGGCGGAAAAUGAGCCUCGAGUGUCCACGUCAGCAGUUAAUGAAGAACAUCAAGAAGGAGAAGCUGCUGAUGAGUUGGCAUCGAAGCAGAAAGAUGAUGUGGAGCGAAGUCCUAAUUGGCAUGAUUUGGUUGAGAGACUGUUUGAAAGGACAAAAUCAGGCAAGCUUGUAAAAAAAGAAGACGUAAAUGCCCCUGAUUCACAUUGAUAUCGUUGGCUAAAUUGAAUUUCUUCUUGAGUGUGUUGUGUGUUUUUUUGUAUAUUUUUUUAAACAAUUUUAUUGAAUGGUUUUUUUGGUGGUAGGGUUUGUUUUAGCCUAGGAGGUAAAAUAUACAACAC